AUGGUAUCUGCAGAAGUCAAGGACAAAGUUGAAAAAUUGAUCAAGGAAAAGCCAAUUUUCAUUGCUUCGAAAACUUACUGUCCAUACUGUGCUCAGACUAAGAAAACCAUUGAUGCAAUCACGAAAGAGGCUUACAUUUUGGAGUUGGACGAAGUUGACGAUGGUGCUCUGAUUCAGGAAGCGCUCUUGGAAAUCACUGGCCAAAGAACCGUUCCUAACGUUUUCAUUGGAGGCAAGCACAUUGGAGGUAACUCGGACGUUCAAGCUCUCAAGUCCAAAGGCGAAUUGGAAUCAGACAUUAAGGCUGCUUUGUAA
Lodderomyces beijingensis is the source of this 315-nucleotide messenger RNA. The record is from the annotation of a GenBank genome assembly. Lineage: Eukaryota; Fungi; Ascomycota; Pichiomycetes; Serinales; Debaryomycetaceae.